AGGAACUAAGCAAAGACCCCACCUUUCUCUCUCUCUCUCCCCUAUAUAUAAAUAAUCUUUCUCUGCUUUUACCUGAAAUCGUUUCGUCACGGAUCAUAAAGGGUUUGGAAGCAAAAGCAUGUCUUCUUAUUACAGAUUCCAAUCUGGGUUUUGUCCUCUUUCGCCGACUCCUUCGCUUGAGAGCUUCGUGGAACGGAUUAAAGACGCGUGUCACUUCCUCGUCUCCGUUGUUCUUGGUACCAUCAUCUCCGCCAUCUUGACCUUCUUCUUCGCUCUAGUGGGAACGUUGUUAGGAGCACUUACAGGAGCUUUGAUAGGCCAAGAAACAGAGAGUGGGUUCAUUAGAGGAGCAGCUAUUGGAGCCAUUUCUGGAGCUGUUUUCUCCAUCGAGGUCUUUGAAUCAUCCAUCGAUCUUUGGAGAUCAGAUGAGUCAUGUUUUGGAUGCCUUCUCUACUUGAUUGAUGUCAUUGUUAGUCUUCUAAGCGGGAGACUCGUAAGGGAGCGCAUAGGUCCUGCAAUGCUAAGUGCAGUGCAAAGUCAAAUGGGAGCUAUGGAUGCCUCCUAUGACGAUCUCUCUAGCCUAUUCGAGACAGGAGGCUCAAAAGGAUUAACGGGAGACCUGGUUGAGAAAAUCCCUAAGAUGACAAUCACUGGCAACAAUAACACAGAUGCUUCUGAGAACAGAGAAUCCUGUUCCGUUUGUCUUCAGGAUUUCCAACUUGGUGAAACAGUUAGAAACUUGCCUCAUUGUCAUCACAUGUUCCACUUACCUUGCAUAGACAAUUGGCUCCUCAGGCACGGUUCUUGUCCAAUGUGUAGACGUGACCUUUAAUUCUCUUUUCAUUGCCCUUCUUUCAUAAUCUAGUUUAACCGCACAGUUCGGAUAUGUCUACACAGCUCUUGUCCUCCUCUCAACUUUCAUGUAAAUUACACUUCUUUUUUUUACUUUUUACAGUUACCAUUUAUACCUCCUCAGAGUAUAGUAUACUACUAGCAGCCUAAUUUACUGCAGGAUGUAUCUUCUUAGUGUUAUCUUUACUCAGCAUAUAUAUAAAAGCAGUGGCGGCCCUGAGGGGAAGCUAUGGAAGCAUUAACUUCUGGCCCUCAAAUUUUAUUAAUAGAUUUCAGUCUUUU
Eruca vesicaria subsp. sativa (arugula) is the source of this 1134-nucleotide messenger RNA. Lineage: Eukaryota; Viridiplantae; Streptophyta; Magnoliopsida; Brassicales; Brassicaceae. The record is from the annotation of a GenBank genome assembly.